CCUUAGAUUGAGUCAAUAGGUUUGUCAGUCAGGGGGAGUAGAGUCUAAGUGGUGAAGAGUGGAACCAUUGUCUGGUUGUGCACCUUGCACCAUGGUUGACACCCGUAGUGGGAAGAGUACCGCCCCCUACACCCAAGCUUAAGAGGAGCGUACCGCCGCCAUUCUGAAAGAGAGAAAGGAGAUGAAGGAGAAGAAGGAGCUCCUCAAACAGGCAAAGAUAAAAGCUAUCGCAGAGGAGCAGGCGGCGAAGAAGAAGAAGUUAGAAGAGGAGAUGAUGAGAUUACAAAAGGAGAAGAUGUUGAAGCUACAGCAGGAGGAGGAAGAGAAGAGGAAGGCUGCCGAAGAAGAAGCAGCAGCAGAGGAGGAGGAGGUAGAAGAAGAAGAACCCCUUGAAAGGAGGCGUGGGGGAGAUAGAGGAGAGAUCAGUGGCACGAAGGGAGAGGACGCAUGGAUGGAGAAGAAAAUUAGCGAGUGGGUAGCUAAUUUAUCGUUGGGAGAAGACGAAGAUGCACUGCUGUAUGUGCCCCAGGAGGAGAGAGAAGCAUUCGUCAGGGUAUUGGAAAUGAUGGAGGACCCCCUGGAACGUCGGACAAUUGAAGACGAAAAGAAGUUGGAGUCGAAGUUGCGUAUGAUGAGGGAGAAGAAGAGAAGGAGGGAGGAAGCCAACCGAGUGGCAAGAGAGGUGGAAAGAGUCCGGGCAUGCAGACAGAAGGUGCAGGCACAGACAGAAACCCCUGCAAAGUUAGAUAAGAUUAUAGGGUAUCUGGAGGUCCUGAGUGAGGCCUGGCUUGAGGAGCAUCAGGCUAAUAAGGGUCAAGAUGUGACCCUGCAUGCCAUCCGGUCGGGCUUUAGACAGCUUGCACGCGACGUGGUGACCCACGUUGACCCACGUCGGGACCGAGGUUAAAAGAUUACAGGAAGGCGUAGAUAAGUUAUGCGCAGGCGCCAUUGAAAGUGCCACAGUCGUGGCCACAACAGAGGCCGCAGCACGUCCCCGCAAAGAGCCAGUAAAACUCAAAUUCCCUG
This is a messenger RNA of Chara braunii, 1026 nucleotides long. Lineage: Eukaryota; Viridiplantae; Streptophyta; Charophyceae; Charales; Characeae. The record is from the annotation of a GenBank genome assembly.